This is a messenger RNA of Fragaria vesca subsp. vesca, 678 nucleotides long. RefSeq names its product protein PLANT CADMIUM RESISTANCE 3-like. The transcript has 4 exons. NCBI's taxonomy places the organism in Eukaryota, Viridiplantae, Streptophyta, Magnoliopsida, Rosales, Rosaceae. The record is from RefSeq and is a predicted model, not a curated record. Bases 50 to 466 code for a protein of 138 amino acids.
UUCAAACGUACCACCUUUCUCUUAUCUUGUAAACCUCCUCCUCAUCAUCAUGUCCGAGCCUUGGAAUUCCGGCCUCCUUGACUGCUUCUCCGAUCCCAAAAGCUGCUGCCUAACAUAUUUGUGUCCUUGCGUCACCUUUGGCCGGAUAGUUGAGAUUGCGGAUAAAGGAUCUACAUCUUGUUGUUUAGGUGGAGCAGCGUAUGUGUUGGUAGCUCUUAUGUUUGGUUGUCCUUGCCUCUUAUCUUUUCGCUACCGAUCCAGACUGAGGCAGCAGUAUUCUUUGGAAGGGAACUCUUGUGGUGAUUGUUUGGUUCACUGCUUCUGCGAGACCUGCGCCUUGUGCCAGGAGUAUCGUGAGCUCCAAAGUCGCGGUUUCAACAUGUCCAUUGAUGGCAAGGAAAUAUGGAUGCAAAGAACCACAAAGUGGCAAUGGGCUCAGUUCCCCCCGUGGUGGAGGGAGGCAUGAGUCGAAAUAAAUGAGAACAAGAAGAUUUAUGCUGGGACUAUCGAUUUGUACUUGGAAAUAUAGAUGGGAGGAACUAUGAAACGGCAAUGGCUCCAAUAAGUCGGAAAUAAGUGAAUAUGGUACAAUAAAGUUUACGUUAUCCAUUGUAAACAAGAUUAUACUUUUUUGUACCAUAUAUAUUAUCAUCGAAUUGAAAUCAGUUUGAUAUGUUU